Molecule: messenger RNA, 4920 nt
Organism: Apis florea (little honeybee)
Lineage: Eukaryota; Metazoa; Arthropoda; Insecta; Hymenoptera; Apidae
Gene: cyc
Product: basic helix-loop-helix ARNT-like protein cyc
Biological process (GO): regulation of DNA-templated transcription
Cellular component (GO): transcription regulator complex; cytoplasm; nucleus
Molecular function (GO): protein dimerization activity; DNA-binding transcription factor activity
Source: RefSeq, a predicted model, not a curated record
UCACGAAAGCGACUGUCGAGAAGGAACACGGAAGAGACGCGGCAAAGGGAAAGUUGACGGAGAAAGAAGGAGAGAAGCGAGGAGAGAGCAGAGAGAGAGAGAGAGAGAGAGAGAGUUAGGUAACUCCCACCUGUGUGUGGUCGGUGUUGGCGCAGGAGAGCGAGCACGUGGUCCGGCCGUGGUUAAUCCGCGGCAGGAUCUAAGCAUCGGUGUUUCUCUUCCACUUCCACCACCGGUCCGGGUCCACCACCACCGCCCACCCGCGCUCAGUGUUCGUUGGCCGUCUCCGGGUGAAGAAUGCGCGUGAGUUCGCAAAGUCGGUCGCCGUUACCACCACCACAACCCACCACCACAACUCUGUGGAACAGUAGUGGCACGGUAAACGAUCGCGAAGGUUGCCGGCACACGCGUUGUGGGGUCCUUCCUCGUGCACAUCGUGUGUGGGUCGAGGUGGAAACACACACGCCCCGCGCCGCCGAUCCGCGCCUUUUUUCUAAUUUCGUCGGUGGUAAGCACGUGGCGUGGUGGGUGUAAGCGUUCGACGAGGAGAACACGCGAGAAGAGGCAGCACAGCGGAACCUCGUCGUCGUCGUCGUCGUCGUCGUCGUCGAAGAGACAACCCUCGAAGCACGAGGGCAUUGGCCGAGAAGAGGGAAGGCGAGAGGCCUUCUGCGCUCAUCGAGGAUGCCGCCGCUUCCUCGUCGUCGGCGACGACGUGGAUGUACGCGCUUCUCGAGGGUGGAUUACUGGCGGACACCGGUGGUGUCAUGGAGGACGAUGUCGCGGUGGUCGGCGAUGGCACCCGCGUGAACACCUCCCCGAUCCUUCGCCAGUCCCAGGAGAGCCAGGAUCGCCGUCGUUACCCCCGAGAAGAGCAGGAGGUGCAGAGGUAUCGGGAGCAGAGGGAGGAGUUGGAGGAUCUGCUGUGUUUCGAAAGGGGGCCGGAGCAGGAGAUGGUGGCCCAAGAGAUGGCGCAGAGCUACGCUCAGCUCCUCCACCAGCCUGGCCAGGAGCAGCAGCAGCAGCAAGAGUUCAUCUCGUUGGACGAGCUGCAGUCGAGGAUCCACCAGGACGAUCGAGGUGGACAAGCUUCGACCAUUUUGUACCAGCAGCAGCAGCAGCAUCAACAGGGGAGUUACUAUAGUCUUUCGGCUGUUCAAGAAAGUUCGUGUUCCACGGUUUACUUCGGCGACAUAGGUACGGGAUCGGGGGUGGGAGAAGUAACCGGCGCCUCGGCGGGGGGUGGCGAAGGCCUCAGCCUGACUCCAACCCCCGCCACCACCAUCGCCACCACCGCCACCACCACCACCACCACCACCACCGCCGCCGCCGCCGCCAACCACACCACCCCGCGGAUCGUGACGGGGGCUGAACCGCCCCAGCACAUGGAGACACCCCCGGCCAUGGUCCCCGACCAGGCACCCGCCCCCGCCCACCACUACCACCGCGCUCACCACCACCACCACCACCACCACCACCACAAUCAUCACCAUCAUCAUCAUCAACGAAGCGCCUCCACCACCCCCACCCACCACGGCCCGGCCACCGCGGACACCACUUCCGACGAGUUCGUCGCCGUUUCCAGGAAGCGGAAACUCUCCUGCCACGACGGUAGUGAUUUAUUGGACGACGCGGGAGACGAUGCCAAAUCAGUUCGCACAAACGACGACAGUAAAAAGCAAAAUCACAGCGAGAUCGAGAAAAGGAGAAGGGACAAAAUGAACACGUACAUAACCGAGCUUUCGGCUAUGGUGCCCAUGUGCCACGCCAUGUCCCGCAAACUCGACAAGCUGACCGUGCUCAGGAUGGCUGUCCAACACCUCAAGACCAUUCUGGGCGCCGUCACCUCGUACACGGAGGGCCACUACAAGCCGGCGUUCCUCAGCGAUCAAGAGCUCAAGACGCUCAUACUUCAAGCUGCGGAGGGUUUUGUCUUCGUGGUGGGCUGUGAUCGUGGAAGAAUUCUUUACGUAUCCGAGUCUGUUUUACAGACACUCAACUAUUCUCAGGGUGACCUGUUGGGUCAAAGUUGGUUCGAUAUCCUGCAUCCAAAAGAUGUGGCCAAGGUAAAGGAACAGUUGUCCUCUUCGGAUCUUAGUCCACGUGAACGAUUAAUAGAUGCCAAAACAAUGCUACCUGUAAAAACGGAUGUGCCCCAAGGCGUAUCGAGAUUGUGUCCUGGUGCACGGAGAUCCUUUUUCUGCAGAAUGAAGCGAAAGGUCGAAGGGAUACGUUGCGGUGAAUUACAAGUGAAGGAGGAAUCCGAAUCGGCAAGCGGAUGUCAUCGACGAAAAAAACAACAAAACGUUGACUGGAAGUACUGUGUAAUUCAAUGUACUGGAUAUUUAAAGUCGUGGGCGCCCGCAAAAAUCGACCUCGAAGAACACGAAGGUGAUGGAGACGGAGAGGCUUGCAAUUUAUCGUGUUUGGUAGCAGUUGGCCGAUUGCAGUCCACGAUUCCGACAUCUUUACCUAAGAAGCCUCGUUUGAGAUCCAUCAAGUUCGUUUCGCGACAUGCGAUGGACGGUAAAUUCCUCUUCGUCGAUCAAAGGGCUACGUUAGUGUUAGGUUUCCUGCCACAAGAGCUACUUGGAACGAGCAUGUACGAAUAUUAUCACCACGAUGAUAUCCCUCAUCUGGCAGAAUCUCAUAAAGCCGCUCUUCAAGCAUCCGAGAGUGUCACCACACAGAUAUACAGGUUUAGGACUAAAGGUGCAAGCUUUGUGAAGCUUCAAUCCGAAUGGAAAUCUUUCAGAAAUCCAUGGACCAAAGAUAUCGAGUACCUAAUAGCUAAGAACUCUGUCACUUCCAGUGACUCCCGAUCGAUCACAAGUAGUGGGAACAGAUCUGAGGAUUCCAGUGUUCAAGGCAAUUACGACUACUUUGCACAAAGUAACGGCGGAUUAGAAAGAUUGAUCUCGAGUCACGUAGAGGUAAGUAAAAUUGGACGACAAAUAGCUGAAGAAGUUCUGGAUCUUCAAAGACGCGGUGAGGAUUCUUCUUCAGGUAGCAGUCCUGGACCGGAAUCUGCUUUAUUAAAUACGGAGUCACAAAUCACUACAACUGCAUCGCCGGAGAGGGUGCAGGAUGUGGCACAGUCAACCAGAGGCAGCAACAACAGCAGCAGUAAUCCUACACCAACGUACAACCACAUAGCAAACAACUUGCAGCUGAACAGCAUCGCGAACGACCAAGGUCAUAGCUAUUACUGUCUCUAAGGAGUCGUUUUCUUGGAGCGUCACCAGACGAAGGACACGAAACUACUUUUUUAACUAAGGAUGUGAUGGAUAUGAUUGGUGGUACCACGAUUAACGAAUCGCCAAACCCAGUGCCAUCUGAUGGUAACGACGAGGCAGCAAUGGCAGUGAUAAUGAGCCUUCUAGAGGCAGAUGCAGGUUUAGGUGGUCCUGUGGACUUUUCUGGCUUACCUUGGCCGCUUCCAUAGUACAUUUUAAUCUCUCCUCUAUUCGUGUGAACUGAAAUUUCAAGUGUCGAAAAUAACUUAUGCUUAUAUGGAAGUUAGAAGUGUGUGUACAUAAUAGUAUCAAGUGUGUGGACCAAGAUAAGGUUUUUUUGAUUUUUCUUGUUUUUGUUCUAUUGUGCUUGAGUACUUGAUCAAUCUUUACCAAUUGUGUCUAUGUUCCAAUUCAAUGGAAAGUAUGAACGUCACCAUGAAUCGUUUCUCAUUUGUUUUGAAGAAGUUGAAAUAUUCUUGGUGCUGAGAUGGUGCUGCUUUAAGGAAUGCAUAAAUAAUUGAACAUUUUAGUUUUAUAGACAUAUCAUUUCUGUGAUCAAAAAUGAAAUAUCAAACGUACAGAAUGAUUAAUAUAUACAUACGUAAAUUGAAAUGAACAUUUAUGUUCAUUUUUAUAAAGAGUAUGUAAAUUGAGACUGAUCCAAAAUUAUUUUUUGGUAGCAGUCGAUAAGAGAUGAAGCAUCGUAAAUAAUGAUGAUAAUUCAGAAUAAUUCGUAAAUAGAAUUAUAAUUCCCUCUGAAAAUGAAAUCAAUAUUUUUUUAAUGUCGGUCAACGGAUCGUUAAGUGAUUUCCUUUCAUAAUUUGUAAUUAAACGUAUGCUGUUUUACGUUUUUGUACAAAAUUAAAUACGAUUUAAAUAUUGUAAUAAAUUAAUUUUUAUCAUAAUAUUUUAGUCUGAUUUAUUACUAAUUGAAUAAUUAUUUAGAAAUGUCAAUUUUCGCUCAAGAGUUUCGCGCGAUAAUAUUAGGUCUCCUACCUCAAUUUGUAUUUUAUUGUAAUAUAUCAAUUUCCGCUUAUUUUUCAUCUUCAAUAAAAAAGAAAUAUACAAAAUCAUUCGGUAACUCUAGAUUUCAUCGGGACUAUGAAAAUAAUUAUUGCAAAAUUAAUCUAUUUUAACACUUUAAUAAUCAAAUUUUUUGUAUAAAUAAGUUCCAUAACAUUUUUCUGAAAAUUCACGGAUGAAAUUAUUUCCAAUUUAUUCUUUAUACAUCACUCUAUGAAAAAAAAAAAUAACUGCAAUGAAAUCUGUAAUGAAAUUAUUAUGAAUAUUUAUUAUUUUAAAAAAAAUAUUUAAUAUUUCACAUAGUUUCGAAGACAUUUAGAAAAUAACGAAUACCGUACACCGAUGAUUGCUUCAAAAAAACAAUUACAUAAAUAUUUAUAUGUAUAUAGCAUAUUCAUUGCACACUGUCCGUUUCAUAAAGCGAGGAUUUAGGUUAACUGUACAUAUAUGUAUUCGAGAUCUUUUUCACAGUAAUCAAUAUAAAUGUUUUGUCACUAGAUAUAAACCAACGGAUCAUUUUACAAUUAUUGACCGCAUCGUAAAAAGUGUUUUAUUAAAUAGUUUCCGGCAAAUAUAUCGAGGAACGAACCAAGAGUGAGGAUCGAAGUUCCUGUUCGUUAUUUAGCGACAAAUUAUUGUUGCCUGUAAAUAUGUAUUCUUA